Physcomitrium patens is the source of this 2155-nucleotide messenger RNA. The record is from RefSeq and is a predicted model, not a curated record. Lineage: Eukaryota; Viridiplantae; Streptophyta; Bryopsida; Funariales; Funariaceae.
GAGUCUGUUGAUAUCAAUGAUUGCGAGUGAGGUACCCAUUUCGAUUUGGUUCACAUCUCUUGAGCGAACCCGCACUCUCUGCUUCACUUCCACCACUGCUUCACUUGCCCGCCGAUGCUCUUAAAUUUAGAUGCGAAAAGGCAAGUGAAUAAAGAAGCUGGAUGAGACAAUUGUAACUUCAACGCUUGACUCCAUGGCUUCGUUAUUGCUACUAAUGUCGCCACACAGCUGGGUGGAUUGGCUGACCUUGUGAUUCUUACAGAGCCUGAACCUGCGAGUGUUGUGGAAUACUUUGAAGUGUGGUGAGCUUGAAAAUGUCCGCCUACUGGGGCAAAUAUGCAGACGAACUCAUCCGAACAGCCAAGUAUGUCGCCACCCCUGGAAAGGGUAUUCUCGCCGCAGAUGAGAGUACAACAACCAUUGAUGCAAGGUUGUCCAGCAUCAACGUUGAGAACACCGAGGCAAAUCGCCAGGCUCUUCGAGAGAUGCUCUUCACAGCUCCCGGCGUUCACCAGUACUUGAGUGGAGUGCUUAUGUUAGAGGAGACGCUGUACCAAAAAACAGUGGCAGGCAAACCAUUUGUGAAAUUGUUGAAAGAAGGUGGAGUCAUGACGGGAAUCAAGGUGGAUACCGGAACGAUCCCUCUUGCAGGGACCAACGACGAAACCAUGACGCAAGGGCACGAUGGUCUGGGCGCGCGAUGCAAAAAGUACUACGACGCAGGAGCUCGAUUCGCAAAAUGGAGAGCAGUGUUGAAGAUCGGGCACACGGAGCCCUCGGAGCUCAGUGUCCAACAGAACGCGCAGGGAUUGGCACGAUACGCAAUCCUCUGUCAGGAAAAUGGUCUAGUGCCCAUUGUGGAGCCAGAAGUCAUAUCUGAUGGAACCCAUGACAUUCGCAAGUGUGCCGAGGUGACGGAGCGUGUAUUAUCUGCUUGCUACAAAGCGCUCAAUGACCAACACGUCUUGCUGGAAGGCACGUUGCUGAAGCCCAACAUGGUGACGUCCGGAUCGGAUGCACCUAAGGUGAGCUCCGACAUCGUUGCCAAAUUCACCGUUCGCUGCUUGCAAAGAACAGUGCCUCCUGCUGUACCAGGCAUCAUGUUUCUCAGCGGCGGCCAGAGUGAGGAAGAGGCUACUCUCAACCUGAAUGCCAUGAACGCGUUGCAGACUUUGAAACCUUGGACUCUCAGCUUUAGCUACGGUCGUGCACUGCAAGAGAGCGUGCUCAAAACCUGGGCUGGGGAGAAGAAAAACUGGGUCGCUGCUCAGAGGGUUCUAUACAACCGUGCCAAGGCCAAUUCAGAGGCUGUUCUUGGCAAAUACAGAGGCGAUUCGGGCGGUGAAGCUGGAAACCUUUUUGUCCGAGAUUACAAAUACUGAAGAGAGAGCCUGGAUGUGUCGCGAGUGUUGCACAAGCGAACGAUUUCCAAGUCCCGCCGUCGACGAUUCGCCGUUCUAAUCCUUACAACUUUUGGCAGAUGCAAAUAGAACCUCAGAAGAAAUUGCACAAUGCAGUGGAAAUAGUUUCAAUUGCACCUCCUGGUUCCAAUACUGCCAUCGAACUUGCAGAUUACUGCCGUCCUCAGAUCACUCGUUCCUCCCUUGCAAGCUCCGUUCGCCAUCGCCGAAUCCGAAGUUUGUAAAAGCCACCAUAAGCUUGAAACAGGUGGUGCCAGUUUCAGGUUUGACAUUGAAUUUGAAUGUGAUUCAAGGAGGGUUGCCUUGGCUCAUGCUGUAGUCACACCCCAAAUUGUUUUAGGCACACUCAUUAUGUCUAUAUGCACAUGUGGACGUGGACAAAAUAUGUUUGUUAAUUUCCAAAAACAAUAUUCAAGAUAAUUAUUCAUUUUUUUGCAGAUGAAAAGACAAUUCAAAAUUUUCAUGACUAUGUAUAGUAAUAUGUGUGCCUUUGAAGAUGGAGAAUUCAUGAGUUAUUAAGUACUGUAAAGCAUGACAAGGUACAUUAAGUAUAAUAUUGAGGUGUGUUGAACUAGUUUUUUGAUGUUACAUGUGAAUUUCUUAUUUGUUUGAUUAUUUAUUUUUAUUUAUUUUGAAGGAUGGUUUAUAUAUUGGAUCACUCUAGUGAUGUUGAGAGUAACUUCACACGUGUGUAAAAUAUCACAAUUAAUUUAAAUCAGAGUAAAUCUAGUCUA